CCCUUUCCUCCCGCCCGCCCUGAGCCAGAGGCAGAGCAGCCGCCGCCGGAGGAGCCGGUUCCAUGCCCCCUGGAGCCUCCUCUCGCUGCUGCCGCCACCUCGUUCUCCUCCUCAGCGCGCAGUCCCGGCAUGGACGUUAGGUUUUACCCUUCCGCCCCCACCGCCGUUGGUUCUUUGCCCGGGGCCGACCCCCCUUGCUUGGGCCCCCUGGACUAUUACCACUGCAACAAGUUUGACGGAGAGAACAUGUAUAUGGGAAUGAAUGACAAUAACCAGGAAUUCCUCUCAGCAAAUCAGACAUACAAUGGUCAGAAUGAAAAUAAUGAAGAUUAUGAAAUCCCUCCUAUUACUCCUCCUAAUCUCCCUGAUCCAUCCCUUCUUCAUUUGGUGGAUCAUGAAACUGGAUAUCAUUCAUUGUGCCACAGUCUCCCCCCAAAUAGCCUGAUACCAGCAUAUUCCUACCAGAAUAUGGAUCUUCCUGCUAUCAUGGUAUCUAAUAUGUUGAGCCAAGAUGGGCACCUCCUGUCUAGUCAGCUACCUACCAUCCAGGAGAUGGUCCACUCAGAUGCUACGUCCUAUGAGUCCAACCAUCAAGUUCCCCUGAUCAAUCGAGCAGGGAUGUUAACCAGUCACAUGAGUGCCCUCAGCCAGUCACAGCUGAUUUCUCAGAUGGGUUUGAGGAGCGGUGUUACACAUGGUUCCCCAUCACCCCCUGGAAGCAAAUCUGCUACACCAUCUCCCUCCAGUUCUACUCAGGAAGAGGAGACAGAAUCACAUUAUAAGGCUACUGGAGAGAAGAGACCUUUGACAGAUCUGGGCAAGAAACCCAAAAACCAAAAGAAGAAGAAAAAGAAGGAUCCUAAUGAACCCCAGAAGCCAGUGUCUGCUUAUGCCCUCUUCUUCAGAGAUACACAAGCAGCUAUCAAAGGACAAAAUCCCAAUGCUACCUUUGGGGACGUGUCAAAAAUCGUUGCAUCAAUGUGGGAUAGUUUAGGAGAAGAACAAAAGCAGGCAUAUAAAAGGAAAACUGAAGCAGCAAAGAAGGAAUAUCUAAAAGCUCUGGCAGCCUACCGGGCCAGCUUGGUUUCCAAGAGUUCAGCUGACCAAGGCGAGACAAAAAAUGUUCAAAGCAGCCAACCUUCAAAAAUGAUCCCACCCAAACAGCCCUUGUAUACAAUGCCACCGCAAGCCUCAUCACCUUAUCCUGGCUUGGGCUCCUUCUUGUCCCCAUCGGAUCUGCAGAGUUACCGUGGUCACCCUCACCCCAGCCUCUCCAGGACCCUCAGUUCCAAACCCAUGUUGCCCAGUAUCAGUGCCUCGCCACCUCCUUCUUUCCAAAUUAGCCCCCCUCUCCAUCAGCAACUCUCUUUGCAUCACCCGCAGAGCUCCAUCCUCAACCAGCCCCUCAGCAUGCAGCAGGUCCCCCAACAACCUAUUUUGUCUCCUUCUAUGGCACUACAGGUACAGCCCCCCAUGAAUUCUUCACCACCAGGCCAGCAGGAUUUUUCACAUAUUUCAUCCGAGUUUCAGAACAGUGUUGGACCCCGAUCACCUGGUGCAUCAAACCCUCCAGGAAAUACUGACUGGGACAACGAUUACUCCAGCAGAGAGUGUGGGAUUAACCACUGCAGCAUGCUGCCAAGGGACAAGUCACUCUACCUCACUUAAGCCUUGACAUCUCCAUUCUGCAAAGGUGAAAAGGAAGGACACUUAAGUGAGUCUGUGACACAGGCUACCCAGGUGGGCAUCAAGCAAGUCACAUGGAAAAGAGAGCAUGGCUUCAUAUCUUGAUUCUGAGAGCAGCCUGUCCUUUGUCUUUUCUAUCUUUUCUUCCUCCUUUCUUUCUUUCUUCCUUCCUUCCUUCCUUCCUUCCUUCCUUUCUCUUCUCAGAAGUCUACUGUAUGUGGAAGCCAACCAUGCAUAGAUCAUAAAAGAGCAAAAUUGAUAAAGUUUCACCCCAUCCCUCAUGCAACUUUCUUGCUUGCUACCAGCUUAGCUAAGGACCAUUUUCCUAGCGAACUGCUUUUUAGAUUCAGCACAGACUAUGGCACAGCACUCAACGGCAUUAGCUUGGCUCAGCAGGAGGAGAUGCUCUUACGAUGACUUGCUAAAAGGCACUAAAUUUUGUGCAAGACAAAUGUGAAGUCUGUGUGAAUAUUGUACAUGCAAAGGCCUUGAAUGUCUGGCAAAGAUUUAAAUUCAAAAUAAAAACAAAACUAUUGUUUGGAGAAUGGGUGGACAUAGUAGCUGGGAAGCAAAAGUGCAAAUAUGAGAAGGAAACAAUGUGAAAAAAAAAGACCAUGAAAAAUAUAAUUUGUUGGAUAGUUGUAAGUAGCUUACUUAAAUGUUUUAGAAGUGUGCUAAAGACAUCUUUAAAAUUCUUUUGUGGAAGAAAUAGUAGUUUACUUUAUAGUAAAAGCAUUUUAUAUUAAUUGUAGCACAUUUUUUAGUUAUACAUAGAAUGGAAAUGUGUAUAAAAAAACAAAUGAAAAAAAACCCUGCCAAACUCGUUUCUAUUAUUUGUACAGCAAGAAAUGGACAAUUUAUAUCCAUGUUAUAUGGCAUUAUUAUAUUUUUUCAGCCAUAUGUCCAUCUAUUUAAAAUUGCUGACAAGGAUUUUUGUCUAUUUAUGAAAAAAAUAGAAAGCAGAAUUACAGUUUAUGAAAAGUGCGUUUUCCAUGUUUUUUUUAAUUAUUUUUUAUUUUCUUUGUGGUGCUGUUUAUACAGUACCUGCACAUUUUGACUCACAAUGCUUAUCUUACCUUUCUUUAUAAUAAAACAAAAAAAGUAGAA
Messenger RNA from Crotalus tigris (Tiger rattlesnake), 2793 nucleotides. It is a transcript of the gene TOX2, whose product is annotated as TOX high mobility group box family member 2. Gene Ontology annotation, molecular function: chromatin DNA binding. Gene Ontology annotation, biological process: regulation of transcription by RNA polymerase II. The coding region runs from base 130 to 1668 and encodes 512 amino acids. Gene Ontology annotation, cellular component: nucleus. The record is from RefSeq and is a predicted model, not a curated record. Lineage: Eukaryota; Metazoa; Chordata; Lepidosauria; Squamata; Viperidae. The transcript is spliced from 9 exons.